UUUCAUUAAAAAAAAUAAGUCUCUCUCUCUCUCUCUUUCUCACUGCUGCAGUUGAGUAGAACUUGUCCGAAUCUUGAAACAUGCUACAGCAUUUUGCAGCACAGGAAAUGCUCUGCGCCAAACACCGUGACGUGCCCGGCGACAACGGGUCACGUGUCGUGCUGCAAUGUACAAGGGAGGGGUGGAGUUUUGUAGCAAUAUGGGGAUGCAAGAAUGCAAGAAUCUCACACAUCUCUUACCCCUAAUGCAAAUACUGAUAUGCGUUGCUGAAUUUAGAGCCCAUCACCUGUCCUUUUCCUUGCAAUUUUGUCCAAACACAAUACAUGUUGAGAAUGUCAGAAUUUCACAACUGCUACCUAUAUCAUUGGUCAUGGGAUAAAGCCUCCCUUGUCUUCCUUUUGUCCCCUCCACUCUUUUUCUCAUAUAUACCUCCUUCCAUUUUUUACUUUUCAUUUACUAAAUCCUUUCAUUUUUUAUUUUAAUUAUAGUUUUCAAUAUGGAUUCAAGCUACCUUCUAAAUCAUGCAGCUCUUUCCUCCUAUCUUGGAAAAGAAGAUUCUAGCAUCAUCGAUUUGGGGCUGAGCUUGCGCAUUGUGCAGCCCCAUCCUGCUUGCUACUCUCAUCAUGCCCAUGAGAAUUACGAGAUGUUGAUGGAGUGGCCGAAAAAGAGUGAGGAUUUGCAGUCAAAGGAAAAUUGUGAGGAGGAAUGUGAAGGGAUUGAAAGCAAACAAAGAUGGAGUUAUGUGAAGGUUAACAUGGAUGGAGUGGUGGUUGGGAGGAAAGUUUGCCUUCUCCACAACAUGGACUAUUUAUCCCUCGCCCUUCAACUCGAAGACAUGUUUGGGAAACAAUCCAUGUCUGGAUUGAGGCUGUUCCAAUCAGACUCGCCGUUUUCGUUGUUUUAUAAGGAUGAAAAUGAGCAGUGGAGGAAGGUUGGAGAUGUUCCAUGGAAGGAGUUUGUUGAGGGGGUGAAGAGGCUGAGAAUUGCAUGCGAGGAUGAAACCGCUCGGAUUUCUUCUUCUUCGUCGUCAUCUCCAUUCUUCAACACUCUCUGACUUGAUUAAACUAUGCUGUAAUUUUCACUAAAGUGUUGUACUCUACUAAUUAUCUAAUGCCAACUCUUGCCAUUCAUGAUCA
This is a messenger RNA of Salvia splendens (bonfire salvia), 1136 nucleotides long. Its product is annotated as auxin-responsive protein IAA32. The transcript is spliced from 4 exons. Lineage: Eukaryota; Viridiplantae; Streptophyta; Magnoliopsida; Lamiales; Lamiaceae. The coding region runs from base 497 to 1054 and encodes 185 amino acids. The record is from RefSeq and is a predicted model, not a curated record. Gene Ontology annotation, cellular component: nucleus. Gene Ontology annotation, biological process: regulation of DNA-templated transcription.